Molecule: messenger RNA, 2454 nt
Organism: Chanos chanos (milkfish)
Lineage: Eukaryota; Metazoa; Chordata; Actinopteri; Gonorynchiformes; Chanidae
Gene: nlgn4xb
Product: neuroligin 4 X-linked b
Exons: 5
Coding region: 1-2454 (817 amino acids)
Cellular component (GO): membrane
Molecular function (GO): neurexin family protein binding
Source: RefSeq, a predicted model, not a curated record
AUGUCCCGGCCAAGGCAACUCGUAUGGCUACCUGUCCCUCUCUCACCGAUUUGUCUGAAAACGAAUAUGAACAUGCUGCUCGGGAUCGUCAUCUUGGCUUUGAGAUUUACGGCCACGAUCUGUCAACAAGCACAAUAUACUGUCAUCACCACCAACUACGGAAAAGUUCGUGGAUUAAAGACGCCUUUGCCCAGUGAGAUCCUUGGCCCUGUGGAGCAGUACUUGGGCAUUCCGUAUGCGAUGCCGCCCACGGGAGAGAGGAGGUUUCAGGCCCCGGAGCCGCCUGUCUCGUGGCCCGGAAUCAGGAACGCCACGCAGUUCGCGCCAGUAUGCCCACAGUAUUUGGAAGACCGGGUUUUGCUCAGUGACAUGCUGCCUGCUUGGUUUAUGGCCAACCUAGACACCGUAGCAUCAUAUGUCCAGGAACAAAGUGAGGACUGUCUGUACCUGAAUAUUUACGUCCCUACCGAGGAAGACAUUCAUGAUGAGAAUGGGCUGAAGCCAGUGAUGGUCUACAUUCACGGUGGAUCUUACGUCGAGGGCACUGGUAACAUGAUUGACGGCAGCGUCUUGGCAAGCUAUGGCAACGUCAUUGUGGUCACCAUCAACUACAGACUGGGAGUCUUAGGCUUUCUAAGUACAGGCGAUCAAGCUGCAAAAGGUAAUUAUGGACUCUUGGACCAAAUUCAGGCUCUGAGGUGGAUUAAGGAAAACAUUCAGUCUUUCAACGGAGAUCCGAAAAGGGUGACGAUAUUUGGGUCUGGUGCUGGAGCGUCAUGUGUCAGUUUACUGACUCUGUCCCACUACUCAGAAGAUCUAUUUCAGAAGGCUAUUAUUCAGAGUGGAACUGCUCUGUCCAGCUGGGCAGUCAACUACCAGCCUGCCAAGUACACUCGAAUGCUGGCUGAGAAGGUUGGCUGCAGCCUGGGGGAUACUGUAGAGCUGAUCGAAUGCCUGCAAGACAAGAACUAUAAGGAACUCAUUGAGCAGACCAUCACUCCAGCCAAGUAUCACAUAGCCUUUGGACCCGUGAUUGAUGGUGAUGUCAUCCCAGACGACCCCCAGAUCUUGAUGGAGCAGGGAGAGUUCCUCAACUAUGACAUCAUGCUAGGGGUCAAUCAAGGGGAAGGGUAUAAAUUUGUGGACGGCAUUGUGGACAGCGAAGACGGAGUCUCUGGUAGUGAUUUUGAGUUUGCUGUAUCGGAUUUUGUCGAUCACUUGUACGGCUACCCGGAAGGGAAGGAUACGCUAAGGGAAACUAUUAAGUUUAUGUACACAGACUGGGCUGAUAAGGAGAACCCGGAGACACGCAGGAAAACUUUAGUCGCGCUUUUCACGGAUCACCAGUGGGUGGCACCAGCAGUGGCUACAGCAGACCUCCAUGCUCAAUACGGUUCCCCCACAUACUUUUAUGCAUUUUACCAUCACUGCCAGAGUGAGAUGAAGCCAGCAUGGGCUGACUCAGCCCAUGGAGACGAGCUUCCGUAUGUGUUUGGAAUACCAAUGAUUGGGCCCACUGAUCUCUUCAGCUGCAACUUCUCAAAGAAUGACAUCAUGCUCAGUGCUGUGGUGAUGACAUACUGGACAAACUUUGCCAAGACUGGGGAUCCAAACCAGCCAGUUCCCCAGGACACAAAAUUCAUUCACACCAAACCAAAUCGAUUUGAGGAGGUGGCCUGGUCCAAAUACAACCCCAAAGAUCAGCUGUAUCUCCACAUCGGUCUGAAACCUCGUGUCAGGGAUCACUACAGAGCUACCAAGGUCGCCUUCUGGUUGGAGCUUGUGCCACAUUUACAUAAUAUAAAUGAACUUUUUCAGUACGUGUCAUCGACCACCAAGAUCCCACCUCAGGAUACAACUCCUUUUUCUUACACCAAACGUUUAUCUGAAAAGCUCUGGCCAUCCUCCACCCGUCAUCCUGCCGUUCCCCCAGCCAACACCAAACAAGCAACAGACCAGCAGAAGACUGGGGAGCAUCCAGACAACUCUGUUGUCAUAGAAACCAAACAGGACUAUUCAACCGAGCUGAGCGUCACUAUAGCCGUUGGGGCUUCUCUACUCUUUCUGAACAUCCUAGCCUUUGCAGCUCUAUACUACAAGAGGGACAAACACCGUCUGGAGUCAAGUCGCCGACUGAGCCCGCCACGGAACCUCGCUAAUGAUAUCUCCCACAUCCAGAACGAAGAACUGAUGAAGCAGUUGGAGCAGGACCACGACCAUGACUGCGAAUCCCUGCAAGGGCACGACACCUUUCGGCUCACCUGCCCACCCGACUACGCGCUCACGCUACGUCGCUCGCCCGAUGACAUCCCGCUAAUGACACCCAACGCCAUUACCAUGAUACCCAACGCCCUGGCGGGAAUGCAGUCUUUACACCACCCUUUCAACACCUUCAACAGCAGCUCUCAGUGUCACACUAGCCUUCCCCAUGGACACUCCACAACCAGAGUAUAA